Messenger RNA from Caenorhabditis bovis, 2202 nucleotides. Lineage: Eukaryota; Metazoa; Nematoda; Chromadorea; Rhabditida; Rhabditidae. The record is from the annotation of a GenBank genome assembly.
AUGGCUAAUAAAAAAGCGAUCAAGGAAGAAUGGGUGCUUAAUAAGAAUGUCGAAGAUUUUAUUCUUGAUGAGGUCGAAGUCCCCGUCGAUCGCGCCAAGCGGAUUUGCAAACUUUUCGAUGAAGGUUGCGAAGUUGCGUAUGUAGCAAGAUAUCGAGGAGAUGUUCACGGCGGUCUUGAAUGUGAGCAAGUGCGGCACGCAUUUGAAGCGUACAAACACGCGCAAGAACUUAAUAGAAAAGUUGCGAAAGCCAUGGUCAAUGUUUCCGCAAAAAUCGAAGAUUCAAAAGAGAAAUCAGCUGUAUCUGAAAUGAUAAAGUCUUGCAGUGAUGCGGCAGAAGUCGUCGAAAUCACAAAACUUUAUUCAGCGGGAACGCGGAAGACGAAAGCGUCAAUUGCAAGGGGAUUGGGCUUUGAAGAGCUCGCCAGGCAAAUUCUUGACGGCAAAUUUGUAAAAUUUGGCGAUUCGGAUGAUUCGAAAGAGCAUUUGAAAAUCAGUUUAGCCGACUUAAUGAAUAAAAUGGAGAAAACGUUAAAGAUUGUGAAUGACGUUUCCAAACAACUCAUUUCUUCUGUGUCAACUACCGUAGUCUCAGGUCUCACACCGAAAAUCAAAAAGAUGCAGGAAGAUAAGGAUGUGCAGAAGUCAAUGAGUCACUUCAAAGAAUACUUGAAUUUUCGAAAAGCGGCGAAUAAAAUUCAAAACUAUCAAGUUUUAGCAUUAGAAAGAGCUGAAGAAAAUGAAAUUAUCAAUUGGAAAAUCGAAGUAAAUGCGAGUUGUUUGACAAACUUGCAUCCGGCCAAAUCAAUUAAAAUUCAUCCCAAAAUGACAAAAAUGUUUAAUGAAGCUAUUGAAUAUUCAAUAACAAAACUAAUGGUGCCGAAAAUCCAGCGAGCAACGAAGCGAUUUUUGACAGAAAAGGCGCAUCAGGCUGCCAUUCGAUGCUUUUCAAAAAACCUCGAGCAAUUAUUCUCACGUGAAGGAUUGCGUGGGCUUACGAUAGUAGCUUUGGAUCCUGGAUUUGAAACAUGCAAAGCAGCAUAUCUGGAUCCGAGUGGAGAUGUGUUGUCAACUUCCAAGUUUGCCUAUAUCAAAAAGGAAUUUGAGAAGAAAGGAGUUGAAACUCUCAAAUGUUGGGUGAAACAAUCAAAAACUCAGCUAGUGGUUUUUGCCAUUGGUGAUGGAAAGGGGUCUUAUGAAACUCAAUCAAUUGUAGCAAAUAUGAUUCAAAGACGAGUAUUCGAUAAUUCAAAAAAUGUCUCAUUUUGCGUUGUCUCGGAAGUGGGAGCUUCUAAAUAUAGUAUUACUGAUCUUGCAAUAGCCGAGUUGCCCGAUAUCGAAGUUACUCAACGUAGCGCAGUUUCGAUUGGCCGCAGAUUAAUUGAUCCAAUGGCUGAAUAUGUGAAGAUUGAGCCGAGACACCUUGGAAUGGGAAUGUACCAACAUUCAAUCAACUCGAAUAAAUUAUCCGAAGCGCUUGCUCUUGUCGUCCGCGAACGUGUCUCAAUGCGCGGUGUUGAUGUGAAUUGUGCCAGUGAGCACCUGUUAAGACAAGUAUGCGGUCUCAACGCGAAAUCUGCCGCGGGAAUUGUGGCAUUCCGCAGAAUGAAUGGCGCAAUUGUUUCGCGUCAGGACUUAAAGAAGGUGGCAGGAAUCGGAAAAGUGAGUUUCACGCAAUGCGCCGGAUUCUUAACAAUUUCGAACAAAAAUUCGAAUGAUGAUGAGCCGGCGAAGAAAAAACGGAAAAUAGAGGAAUCUAAAGUGAAUCCGUUGGAUUCUACUAUUGUUCAUCCGGAUCAAUAUGAGAUUGCGGAACGGAUCUUGAAACGAAUUGGAAUGAACGUCGUCAAUCUGCAGGCCAAUAGGGAUGAACUGAAUGAGAAGAUUCGAAAGAUUGAUAAUUGGAGUGACGAGGAGCAACGUGUUGUUGAAUUAUUAUUGACUGAAGCACACACCAUCCCGCCGCCACCACUUUUGAAAACUGUUCGACAAUUGACAUCGCUGCGAGCCGGAGAAAUAGUGAUGGGCACUGUGCAGAACCGUACCGAUUUCGGCAUUUUUGUGAAUAUUGGUGUCAAAAGAGAUGGAUUGGUUCAUUCGACGAGUCUGAGAGCCCCAUGGCCCGAAGUUGGAACGGUUAUUAUGGUUAAAAUCGACCGUGUUGACGUUCAGAGCGAAAGAAUUAGUUUGAAACCGGUUUAG